UUUUAUCUCUUAAAUGCCCUUUAUAUCACACAAAAAAAACCUUCUUUCUCUCUCCUCAACUUUCUAAACCUCUAUCAUUUCCUUGCCUCUAUCUAUCCAAAACCAAACCAAACCCAAACACCCUUUUAUCACAAACGUUUCAAUUUAUUUAUGAUAAACAAUUCAAAUUCAUUUCCACUUCUAUCAAACAAAGAAGAAAAAAAUGCUUCAAUUGUUCUUCACGGUUGCUUUCUCUGUUGUUCCAUUGACCCUCUAUAUUCCACCAAUCAGAAGCUUGAAUCUCUUCGUAGAAACCAUGGAAUCUGUUAUGAGAGAAUCAACAACAUAUAGCAACAGAAUUUAUCCUCGUUUAAGGAUAGCUUGGUCUAGGAUGUUGAAUUGCUUGCUAUGCAACAACACAAGGUAGAUUUAUUUCAUCAUGUUUUCAAUAUAUUAUCAAAAACACUUACCUUUGUUACCAAACAAUAAUACUAUAUUUUUUUUGUGUUUUUUUUAUUAGAGUUAGAUUGUUGUUAUGAUGAGGUUGUUUUGUUGUUGUAAUUUUCUGUAUUUUGUGUUGAUCGAUCUUUGAGAUGAUUUGUUUAGGAUUUCUCUUUAAGAACCAUAUGUAAUUAACUUUGAAUAAAAUAAUAAAAUUUUAUAUGGUUCAUUCA
This is a messenger RNA of Vicia villosa (hairy vetch), 653 nucleotides long. RefSeq lists its product as uncharacterized. The record is from RefSeq and is a predicted model, not a curated record. The coding region runs from base 203 to 406 and encodes 67 amino acids. The transcript has a single exon. Lineage: Eukaryota; Viridiplantae; Streptophyta; Magnoliopsida; Fabales; Fabaceae.